ACCGUCGCCGGGCAGUCUACAUUCUAGAUUCUACUAAUGCCCUUUACCGCUCGAUUUAUCGGUUCUGAAUCUGAACGCAAUCGAAAAUCUUGAGUUAGUUAGGGUUUAUUAUUAUACGAUUGAUUGCAUUUACAACGGAGGCAAAACUAUCAACUUACAUCACUUCGAUGGAGAAGAUAACAGCGAAUUUGAAACACAUGGAUUCGAAGAGGGACUGCUUUCGCAAAUCACUUCUCACGCUCGGUAUUGAAUGGAGGGAUAUUGAAGAUACUAUGGAUUCCGUGGAGAAGACCUUUGAGGAAGGGGUUUGCGCACUUGAUGAAAGUGAAGAUGAUUUGAAUUCAAUGAGUAAGUCCGUUGCCGAAAGUAAGGAAGAAAUCGGAUUGUUAAAGAGUUCAUUGGAGUCCCGUCUUGAAGAACUUAACCGAAGGGAGGAAAAAAUAUUUCUAUAUGAACAGGAGCGGAUUGAGUAUUUGAGGACGAGAGUUAAGUUUACGGAGGAUUUGUUUGGAGAAAUUAGUAGGUCUGCUGAAGAGAGACUCAAGGAAGCUGAUUUGAGAGAGGAGAUGGUAGAGUCGAAGUUGAAUGAGUGGGAGUUUGCUGAAGAAUCGAUACGAAGAAGGUCGAGAGAAGUUGAUAAGAAGGAGGAUGAAUAUGAAUGUCGUUCUAAGGAUUUGGACAAUUUACACAAUUUGGUGGCGAAACGAUUAGCCAAAGUUAAGGCCAGGGAGAAAGAAUGUGAAGGACGUUGGAAUGAUUUGAUGCAUAAGGAGAAGGAAGUUGAAGUUUUAGGUAAAAAAUACACAGAACUCAUUGAAAAUUUCAAUGUCAAGGAGAAAGAACUUCAAGAUCGCUUCAAAGAGUUUGAUUUGACACGGAAACUGAACGAGGAAUCAGGAAAGAAAAUUGAAUGGGAAGGUAAAGAGCUUGAUUCUAAGAUAAAACAAUUCAAAGGACGUUCGAAAGAAUUGAUGCAGAGGGAAAAGGAUGUUGAAGUUCUAGGGAAAGAACGAUUAGAGGAACUUAAGGCCAAGGAGCGACAAUUUGAAGUACGUUGGAAAGAAUUGCUGCAUAAGGAGAGUGAAAUUGAAGUUCUAUGGCAAAAACAGAUAGAAGACACCGAAGAUUUCAAUGUUAAGGAGAAAGAACUUAGGGGACGCUCCAAAGUGCUUGAGGUGUUCCAGAAACUGAACAAGGAGACAGAAAAGAAAAUUGAAUUGGAAUGUAAAGAACUUGAAUCUAAACAAAAACAAUUUGAUUCUGUCGAGGCAUCCUUUAAUCAGUCUCUUAAGGAAUUUCAUUUGAAAAAAGAGCAAUUUAAGUUAGACAAGGAAAUGUUAGAAAAACACAUAAAAGAGCUUGAUCUUAAAAGGGAGGAGCUUGCUGAGAAGUCGAAGGAAAAUCAGCAUAUUCAGGAAUCGUUAAAGCAACAAGCUAAGAAGAUUGAAUUAGAAAGGAAGCAAAUCAAGAUACCGAGGUUAAAAGACCAGAAUGAUGAGAAGCCAACUAUCAGUGGUUCAUCCUCAGAUAUUUGUUUUGUUGUAACCAUGAAUGGCGAAAACCUGCAGUUGUUCUUGAAUGAGAAUUCAAACAAUCACAGCUCUAUGUUUGAAGAAGUCCUUAAAAUGCUUCGAUUGUCAAGAGACCCUUCCAUGCUUGUUCUAGAUGCGAUGGAAGGGUUUUAUCCUCCCCAUUUGUCGAAGGAAGGUAAAACGUUUGAAACUAGUAUAGUGAGGAGGAGUUGCAUCCUUCUCUUGCAACAGUUUGGGAAAAUAUCUAUGCAGAUUCAAUCUAAGACAAAGGAAAGGGCGCUCAGACUUGCAGAAGAGUGGAAGAGGAAAAUUAAUCUUGUAGAUUGUAAUUCUUUGGAGGUGUUUGGUUUAUUGCAUCUCUUAGCUUCCUAUGGCCUGGUCCCUGAUUUUGAUGCAGUUGAUAUUAUAAAACUCCUGGAUUUUGUUGCUGAGGAUGAUAAAGUUUUCGAAUUGUGUGGUAUACCCUGUUUUGCAGAAAAGGUUCCAGAUCUGAUAAAAGAGUUAAUUGAGAAAUCGAGAUUUAUUGUAGCUGUUAGAUUUAUUUGCAAGCUUGAUCUUGUCACCAAGUUUCCACCUGUGCCUCUUUUGAAAAAACACAUAGAGCUCUGGAGAAAGAUUGCAGAUAGUACUUGUAAGAGUGGAAAAAAUACGCUGGAAGCGCAGAACAAGGCUACAGAUGAAAGAAUAGCUUCUUUAAGCGCAGUUGUCAGUUGUAUUUUGGAUUUCGACCUUCAGUCUGAAUACCCUCCAACAAUCCUUCAAUUUGGUAUUGAACAGAUGUUAAAAAAGAAGUCUGAGAAUAAAGAUGGUAUCAAACAGAUGUUAAAAGAGAAGUCUAGUGAUGAAGUUAAACUUGAUCCUUUGGUUAACACAGAUAGUAUUAUUGUGACUCAAAUCCUUGCUAACAUGGAUGCAAAGAGUUUAUUACAAUUUCUAAGCAAACAUUUGUCUGAGCUUGAACUAAUGCAAAUUUAUGUUUCCAAGGUCCUUAAUAUGUCAUCUGAUCCUGGGAAAUUUGUGAUUGUUGCUUUAGAGGAGUUUCGACACUCAUUUGAUGUUUCCAGUAGUACAAAGAGGAUGAGCAAAAGAAAUAUUAGUAUAAUGAGGAGUUUUCUAUUUGUUUUGGAGCUAUUAGCUGAUAUCCCAUUUGAGAUUGAGAUCCCAGUUCUAGAGGCAGCUAAAGAAGUUGCAGUAGAUUGGAAAGCAAAACUAUCAUUGAAGGAGAAUCCAGUGCACAUUUUGGCUUUUUUGCAACUGGUUUUCACAUAUAAACUGACACCUGGAUUUGAUCCAAAGGAUCUUUAUAAUCUUUGUUGCUCUGUUUCAGAUUGCAAAGAGCUUCCAGGAUUAUCUGAAAUCCUUGCUUUGUCAGAAAAAGUUCCUGUGAGUAAGAUCCUUAAUGUUCAGGACACGAUCAAGCUACCUGUAAGCAAGAGAGCUCCUUUGAACUCACUGGCAGAAGCAAAAGUUCCUGAUCUGAUUCGGUUAUCAUCUGAUCCCUCAAGGCUAUUAUUGGAUGUAAUGCAGUGUUGCUAUUUCUCAAAUUUAGAGGAUGUUAACGGUGCAAAGAGCGCUAUGGGAGUUUUUGUUUCCAUACUCAAAAAUUUGCUAAAGGUUACUAUGGAGAUAUACCCACGUACCCAAGCCGAAGCUUUGAGAUUUGCUGCUUUUUGGAAAGCAAAAUUGUUAGAGAACACAUCUAAAAACCAAGAAGUUCUCUGCUUCGUGCUGUUUUUAUCAGUCUACAAAUUGGUAUCUUUGUUUGGUUGUGAUGAACUUCUUUGUCUUCUCAAUUUUCAUGACGACAAAUUCACUAUAAAUCUACUACAACAGUUUAAUCUCGAUAAUAGGAUGCCAGAGUUGAUUGAAAUUCUCAUUGCAAAAGAACGGCAGCUUGAUGCUCUUAUCUGUAUUUACGCUUAUAAACUCUUCGACAAGUUCCCACCUGUUCCCAUAUUGAAGAGUUACCUAGGGAAAAUAUGCGAUAAAGAACAGACUCUUGAAGCAUUGGGAAUGGAGGUAGAUGAAGAAAUAACUGCACUGCAAGCAGUUAUCAAAAGCAUGGGUGAUCGUGGACUAACCCUGCCCAAUGACUUCAGUAGACGAGUGAAAGCUCUGCUGCUUCAGAAAAAGAUUGAUGGCGAAAAUGUGAGUUCCAUUUCUCGAUCACAAAAACCUACGCUAGUUCAGGCAAAGGCUGAUGGAGAAAAUGUGCCUUCCAUUUCUCAAUCACAAAAACAUCUAUUGAUUCAGGAAAAGGCUAAUGGAGAAAAUGUGCUUUCCAUAUCUCAAUCACAAUCACAAAAACCAAAGUCCGGGAGAAUAAUAAUUCUUUCUCCUUCCCCCACUACGGAUAACAAAGAACAUACAAAGCUGCUCCCAUCUCAAACUGGGAAGAAACGUUCUGCACCUUCUUCUCCCCAUGGUUCAAAACGGAAAGCUGUUUUACCAUCAUCAGCAGAAGUAGCCUUAAAUGUUUGUAUUCCCUAUCAAUCACCAUCAGCAACUCUACCAUUGAGAUGUCCUGACGGUGUUUAUGCCCCUUCUUUCACCUAUUGUCUAGAUCAAACCAGUCAUAUCACACCCAAUACACAGUCAUGGCAAUGUGAACCACGCAUGGCUCAUAUUCAUGAUGAUGUAAGUCAUUUCCCUUCAUUCUCUGGUGCGAAUCCUGUUUUUUCUGGACCAGGGCAUUAUGAGUGGCCAUAUCAGAACCAUUUUGAUCCAAACUAUAUUAGUAGAAACCGUUUUGAACCAAACUAUAGUAGUAGAAACCAUUUUGACCCUAGAUGGUAUCCUAAUUGAAAAAGAUAAAUUCUUAGCUAGAUAACCUUGUGUAGGAAAACUUGUCUAUGAAUAGUUUAAAGGUGUUUGUCACUUCAAAAUAUUUGUAGUUGCUUUUUUUUUGUUUCUUCAGUUGGAGAAAGAUUAGACUAA
Molecule: messenger RNA, 4469 nt
Organism: Impatiens glandulifera
Lineage: Eukaryota; Viridiplantae; Streptophyta; Magnoliopsida; Ericales; Balsaminaceae
Exons: 6
Coding region: 168-4337 (1389 amino acids)
Source: RefSeq, a predicted model, not a curated record